AUGCCGUUUGACGCUAAGAAGAUGGUGUGGGUGCCGGACGCUAAAGAGGGAUACGUAGAGGGCGAGAUCAAGGAAACGAAAGGCGACAUGACGACAAUUCUAAAGAAAGGAGUUGAAGAGAUGACUAUGAAAACUGAGCACAUUCAGCAGAUGAACCCUCCGCAGUACGAGAAGUGCGAAGACAUGUCUAACCUGACAUACCUGAACGACGCUUCCGUUCUUCAUAACCUGAGGCAGAGAUAUCGCGCCUGGAUGAUUUAUACCUAUUCGGGACUCUUCUGCGUUGUGGUCAACCCCUACAAAAGGCUGCCUAUUUACAACCCAGAGGUUGUCAGCGAGUACCGUGGCAAGCGUAAAAAUGAGAUGCCACCCCAUCUGUUCUCAGUCUCUGACAACGCAUAUGCUGCCAUGAUUGCUAACAGGGAAGAUCAGUCCAUGUUAAUCACUGGUGAGUCUGGUGCCGGAAAGACAGAAAACACGAAGAAGGUUAUUUCCUACUUCGCCAUGGUUGCUGCCUCGGGCGUUAAGCCAGCUGAAGGCGAGAAGAAGAAGGCUAACCUGGAAGAUCAGAUCGUGUCAGCUAACCCUGUCCUUGAGAGCUUCGGUAACGCUAAGACCGUCAGAAACGACAACUCAUCUCGUUUCGGCAAAUUCAUCCGCAUUCAUUUCGGGCCACACGGAAAACUAGCCGGUGCUGAUAUUGAAUCGUAUCUACUAGAAAAGUCCCGAGUUGUGGCACAGCAGCCAAUUGAGCGCAGCUACCAUAUCUUCUAUCAGAUUUACUCUGAUGGCUUAGAAGGAAUGAAAAAGAAGCUGCUCCUCACCGAGGUCAUCGAAACGUAUCACUUCGUCGCUCAAGGAAGAACCUACAUCGAUGGCGUUGAUGAUGCAGAGGAAAUGAGAGCUACCGAUGAUGCAUUUGAUGUUUUAUUGUUCACGGAAGAGGAGAAACAGAAUCUCUACAAGGUCACAGCGUCGGUCAUGCAUAUGGGAACUAUGCAUUUCAAGCAGAGACCGCGAGAGGAGCAGGCUGAGGCCGAUGGCAUGGAAAGUGGAGGGCGUGUUGCUCACCUGCUGGGUGUUUCUGAUGCAGAAUUCUACAAGGGUCUGCUGAAGCCACGUGUCAAGGUCGGAACGGAAUACGUCACCAAGGGUCAGAACAAGGACCAAUGUUACCACGCAAUUUCCGGACUUGCCAAGGCAAUGUUUGAUAGAAUGUUCAAGUGGCUGGUCGUCAAAGUCAACGAAACUCUAGCUACUCCACAUAAGAAGCAGUUCUUCAUUGGAGUACUGGAUAUUGCCGGAUUCGAGAUCUUUGAUUUCAACGGUUUCGAACAGAUCUGCAUUAACUUCACCAACGAGAAGCUGCAGCAGUUUUUCAACCAUCACAUGUUCAUUCUGGAGCAGGAAGAGUAUAAGCGUGAAGGCAUCCAGUGGACCUUCAUUGAUUUCGGUCUGGAUCUGCAAGCCUGCAUUGAAAUGAUUGAAAAGCCAAUGGGAAUUUUUGCUAUCCUGGAAGAGGAAUCUAUGUUCCCAAAAGCUACUGACGACACGUUUAAAGACAAGCUCGUGCAAAAUCAUCUCGGCAAGUCCAAGGCUUUUAUCAAGCCAAAGCCGCCGAAGGGAACCCAAAAAGAAGCCCAUUUCGGCAUCUGCCAUUAUGCCGGCAUCGUCAACUACAACAUUAGUGGAUGGCUGGAGAAGAACAAGGAUCCGAUCAAUGAUACCGUUGCUGAAACAUUUGCAAAGUCCCACGGAAACCACCUGAUGUGCACGCUCUUUGCUGAUAAGCUGGUCAAGGAGGAGGAAGGAGGCGGAGGCAAGGGCAAAAGAAAGAAGGGAUCUGCCUUCCAGACCGUCUCUGCUGUAUAUAGAGAGCAACUGAAUAGGUUGAUGCACACUCUUGAGAGCACUCAACCCCACUUUGUGCGCUGCCUUAUCCCUAACGAAAACAAAGAAGGCGGUGCAAUUGAUGCCGAGCUUGUCAUGAACCAACUGACAUGUAACGGUGUGCUAGAAGGAAUCCGUAUUUGCCGCAAGGGCUUCCCCAACAGGCUGGUCUAUGGCGAUUUUAAGCAGAGGUACCAAAUCUUGGCACCAAAUGCUGUCCCUGAAGGAUUCUCAGAUAGCAAAGACGUUUGUGAAAACAUCCUCACUGCGUUGGAAUGGGAUAAGGAGAUGUAUAAAAUGGGUCACACAAAGGUUUUCUUCAAGGCAGGCUCACUGGGUAAACUGGAGGAGAUGAGAGAAGAGCGUAUCAGGCGCAUUGUUACACUGAUGCAAGCAUGGAUCCGCGGCAAGCAGAUGAGGGAAGAGUUUAUUGUCAUGAAGGCACAGCGUAUGGCAAUGGCUGUUAUCCAACGUAACGUGAGGAAGUACAUCCAGUGCCGCAACUGGCCAUGGUGGAAGCUAUACACUAAGGUCAAGCCUUUGUUGUCUGUUGCUCGGCAAGAGGACGAAAUGAAGGAAAUGAAAGAGGAAUUUGAAAAAGUGAAAGAAGAACUGGCAAAAGAAACAAAGUUACGCAAGGAAGGCGAUGAGCAGAUCGUAAAACUCCAAAAGGAAAAGGCUGACCUGCACUCACAGGUAGAGGGAGAAUCCUCGACUAUUGCUGAUAUAGAGGAGAGGGCCACCAAGCUCAUACAGCAGAAGGCUGAGCUGGAACAGCAGCUGGCUGACGUCCAGAGCCAUCUUCACGAUGAAGAAGAAGGAGCCUCAGCUGUCUCCGCUGCCAAGAGGAAAAUUGAAGGGGAAUGUUCUGACCUGAAGAGCCGCAUUGAGGAUCUUGAACGAAGCCUGAAGAAGGUCGAGAGCGAGAAGACAGCUAAAGAACAUCAAAUCAAGCAACUGAAUGAUGAAAUUGCCCGCCAGGAGGAGCUCAUCGCCAAAGUCAACAAGGAAAAGAAGAAUGUCGAAGAAAAUCAAUCGAGAACUUCAGAAGAUCUUCAGAAGGAAGAGGACAAGUGCAACCAUCUUAACAAGCUAAAGGCUAAGCUUGAGCAGAAUCUUGAUGAACUCGAGGACAACCUUGAGCGCGAGAAGAAGGUGCGUGGAGAUGUAGAAAAAGCAAAGAGGAAGAUUGAAGGUGAUCUUAAGAUGACGCAGGAAGCUGUAGAGGAGCUGGAGCGUGUCAGGCAGGAGCUGGAAGAGAACAUUCGUAGGAAGGACAAAGAGGUAAGCGGCUUAAGUAGCAAGUGUGAGGAUGAGCAAGGAGUCGUUCACCAAAUGCAGAAGAAGAUCAAAGAACUGCAGGCCCGCAUCGAGGAAGUGGAGGAAGAGGUCGAGGCAGAGAGACAGUCUCGCUCCAAGGUAGAGAAGCAGCGUGGUGAUGCCGUGCGUGAACUUGAGGAGCUGACUGAGCGCCUGGAAGAGGCAGGAGGCGCCACCAGCGCCCAAGUAGAGCUGAACAAGAAGCGUGAAGCUGAAUUAGCAAAGCUGCGUCGUGAUCUUGAGGAACAAGCUCUGCAAAACGAAUCAACUAUCUCAUCUCUGCGCAAGAAGCAGAAUGACAUGACUGCUGAGAUGGGAGAGCAGAUCGAUCAACUGCAGAAGGUCAAAGCCAAGGUCGACAAGGAGAAGGCUCAGCUUAAAGUGGAAUUGGAUGAUGCAAAGAGUAACAUUGAUCAUGUUGCCAAGAGUAAGGCCCAAGCUGAGAAGCUGUCGAAGGCAAUAGAAGCACAACUAGCUGAAGCCAAUGGCAAGCUGGACGAAGCCACUCGCACCAUCAAUGACCUAAAUGCACAGAAGUCGCGCGCAGCUGCUGAAAACAACGACCUCAUGCGCCAGCUAGAAGAAUCUGAGUCGCAAGUUGCUCAGUUGAAUAGAGUGAAGGCUCAGAUGACAACGCAAAUGGAAGAGACAAAGAACUCCCUAGAAGACGAAUCAAGACAACGGGCUGCCCUUCAGUCCCAGGUACGCAAUUCCCAGCAUGAUGCUGAACAAAUGAGAGAGCAGCUGGAAGAAGAGUCUGACGCCAGGUCCCAGCUUCAGAGGCAGCUAGCGAAGGUUACAAACGAGUUCAACACCUUGCGAGCACGGGUAGAGAGCGAGGGACUCGGCGGUGGAGGACCAGAGGCCGAUGAGAUCAAACGGAAAAUGCAGGCCAAGCUUCAGAAUGCUGAGGAUACUGCCGAGUCUGCUCUAUCUAAGGUCGCCCAACUCGAAAAGGUCAAAACCAAGUUGAUGAACCAAAUGGAUGAUAUGUCUAUUGAGGUGGAGCGUGCCUCAUCAGCAGCUAAUGCUGCCGAGAAGAGGCAGCGCAACUUUGACAAGACUGUCAGCGAGUGGAAGCAGAAGAGCGAUGACCUAGCAGCAGAGCUUGAGGCAUCUCAGCGCGAAUGCCGCAACAUUUCCACGGAUCUGUUCAAGGCAAAGUCCGCUGCAGAUGAAGCAAAUGAUGGCAUCGAUAGCGUGAGGAGAGAGAACAGGAAUCUUGCUGAUGAGAUCAAGGAUAUCGCUGAACAAUUGAGCGAGGGAGGCAAGAGCAUCCACGAGGUUGACAAGGCCCGCAGGAGAGCAGAGCAGGAGAAGGAAGAAAUGCAGUCUGCCCUUGAAGAGGCUGAAGCUGCUCUUGAACAAGAGGAGGCUAAGAACGUCCGCUCACAACUCGAGCUGCAGCAGAUUCGCCAGGAGAUUGACAGGCGCCUUGCUGAGAAGGAUGAAGAAUUCGAGACCACACGUAGGAAUCACCAGCGUGCCAUCGACUCCAUGCAGGCCAGCCUUGAAGCUGAAGCCAAGUGCAAGACCGAGGUCAUGCGUAUGAAGAAGAAGUUGGAGACUGACAUAAACCAGUUGGAGGUUGCUUUAGAUAGUGCCAACCGCCUGAACGCAGAUGCCCAGAAAAACCUAAAGAAGGCUCAAGCACAGAUAAAAGACCUUGAGAGCCAGAUUGAAGAUGAACAACGUCAGCGUGAUGAGCUUGUUGAAAGAUUGGGAUCCUCCGAGCGCCGUUGCAACAGCAUCAGUGCCGAGUUGGAAGAGGCACGCACUGCACUGGAGAUGUCUGAGCGCAACCGCCGCGCAACGGAGGCUGAGCUGAAUGAAGCCAACGAUCACCUCAGCGACAUGCAGUCCCAGGUGGCCUCUGCUAGCGCUGCCAAGAGGAAGCUGGAGGGAGACCUUACUACCAUGCAGGCCGAUCUUGAGGAAACCAUGAACGAGAUGAAGCACGCCGACGAGAAGGCAAGGAAUGCCACGGCAGAUGCUGCCCGUCUUGCUGAGGAGCUGCGUCAGGAGCAAGACCAUGCCCAGCAUGCGGAGAAGGCUCGCCACGCUGUGGAAGGUCAGCUUAAGGACCUGCAAGUACGUCUCGACGAGGCUGAAGCAAAUGUCCUGAAGGGAGGAAAGAAGAUGAUUGCCAAGCUGGAGCAGCGCAUUCGUGAGCUGGAGGGAGAGCUGGAUGCAGAACAACGCCGCCACAGUGAAGCACAGAAGAACUACCGCAAGGCUGAUCGUAAUGUCAGAGAUUUGAUGAUGCAAAUCGAAGAUUCUAAGAAGAACCAGAUACACUUCCAGGAUAUGAUCGAGAAGCUUAACGGCAAAUGCAAGCUGUACAAGCGCCAGAUUGAUGAAGCUGAAGAGGUCGCCAACAUGAACUUAGCCAAGUACCGUAAGACACAUGCUGAGCUUGAGGACACCCAGGUUGCACUAGAGGAGGCAGAGGCAGCGGCGGCUAAGAUGAGGGCCAUGGCGCGCGGUAGUGGAGUUCGCUCAUCAGCUAAGCUUGAGCAGAAUUUUGACGAGCUCGAGGACAAUCUUGAACGCGAGAAGAAGGUGCGUGGAGAUGUAGAAAAAGCGAAGAGGAAGCUUGAAGAUGAUCUUAAUAUGACACAGGAGGCUGUAGAGAAGCUGGAGCGUGCCAGGCAGGAGCUGGAAGAGAACAUUCGUAGGAAGGACAAAGAGGUAGCUGGCCUAAACGGCAAGUGUGAGGAUGAGCAGGGAGUCGUUCACCAAAUGCAGAAGAAGAUCAAAGAACUGCAGGCCCGCAUUGAGGAGGUCGAGGAAGAGGUCGAAGCAGAGAGGCAGUCUCGCUCCAAGGUAGAGAAGCAGCGUGCUGAUGCUAUGCGUGAGCUGGAGGAGCUGACUGAGCGCCUGGAAGAAGCAGGUGGCGCCACCAGCGCCCAAGUAGAGCUGAACAAGAAGCGGGAGGCUGAAUUGGCAAAGCUGCGUCGUGAUCUUGAGGAGCAAGCUCUGCAAAAUGAAGCUACGAUAUCUGCGUUGCGCAAAAAGCAGAAUGAUAUGACUGCUGAGAUGGGUGAGCAGAUUGACCAGCUGCAGAAGAUCAAAGCCAAGAUUGAAAAAGAAAAAUCGCAACUGAAGGUCGAACUUGAUGAUGCAAAGGCAAACAUCGACCACUUGGCCAAGAGCAAGACGCAAGCUGAUAAGUUGUCUAAGGCACUGGAGGGCCAGCUUUCCGAAGCCAACAGCAAAUUAGACGAGGCCACACGCACCAUCAAUGACAUGAACGCUCAGAAGUCACGUGCAGCUGCCGAGAAUAACGACCUUAUGCGCCAACUGGAAGAAUCCGAGUCACAGCUUAGUCAGCUAAAUCGAGUAAAGGCCCAACUCCAAAGCCAGUUGGAAGAAGUGAAGAAUACAGCAGAGGAUGAGUCGCGGCAAAGAGCAUCACUGCAAUCGCAGCUCCGCAAUGCUCAGCACGAUAAUGAACAGGUGAGAGAACAAAUGGAAGAAGAGGCAGAGGGAAAGAGCCAGCUUCAACGGCAACUAAGCAAAAUCACAAAUGAGUUCAACACCCUGCGAGCACGAGUUGAGAGCGAGGGACUCGGUGGCGGUGGAGCUGAUUCAGACGAAAUUAAGCGUAAAAUGCAGGCCAAGCUUCAGAAUGCUGAGGAUACUGCCGAGUCUGCUCUAUCUAAGGUCGCCCAACUGGAAAAGGUUAAAACUAAGUUGAUGAACCAAAUCGAUGAUAUGUCUAUUGAGGUGGAGCGUGCUUCAUCAGCAGCUAAUGCUGCCGAGAAGAGGCAGCGCAACUUUGACAAGACUGUCAGCGAGUGGAAGCAGAAGAGCGAUGACCUAGCAGCAGAGCUUGAGGCAUCUCAGCGCGAAUGCCGCAACAUUUCCACGGAUCUCUUCAAGUCAAAGUCCGCUGCAGAUGAAGCAGCUGACUCAAUGGAGGCGACGAGGAGAGAGAACAAGAAUCUCGCUGACGAGAUUAAGGAUAUCGCUGAUCAAUUGAGCGAGGGAGGCAAGAGCAUCCACGAGGUUGACAAGGCACGCAGGAGAGCAGAGCAGGAGAAAGAAGAGCUGCAGUCUGCCCUUGAAGAGGCUGAAGCUGCUCUUGAACAAGAGGAGGCUAAGAACGUCCGCUCACAACUCGAGCUGCAGCAGAUUCGCCAGGAGAUUGACAGGCGCCUUGCUGAGAAGGAUGACGAAUUUGAGACCACACGUAGGAAUCACCAGCGUGCCAUCGACUCCAUGCAGGCCAGCCUUGAAGCCGAGGCCAAGGGCAAGGGCGAAGUCAUGCGUAUGAAAAAGAAGCUAGAAACUGACAUCAAUCAGCUAGAGGUUGCUUUAGACAGUGCCAACCGUCAAAACGCAGAUGCUCAAAAGAAUUUGAAGAAGCUCCAGGCGAUGAUGAAAGAUCUUGAGAGCCAGAUUGAAGAUGAACAGCGUCAGCGUGAUGAGCUUGCCGAAAGAUUGGGAUCCUCUGAGCGUCGUUGCAACAGCAUCACUGCCGAGUUGGAGGAGACACGUACUGCACUGGAGAUGUCUGAACGCAACCGCCGCGCAACGGAGGCUGAGCUGAAUGAAGCCAACGAUCACCUCAGCGACAUGCAGUCCCAGGUGUCCUCUGCUAACUCUGCCAAGAGAAAGCUGGAGGGAGACCUUACUACCAUGCAGGCCGACCUUGAGGAAACCAUGAACGAGAUGAAGCACGCCGAUGAGAAGGCAAGGAAUGCCGCGGCAGAUGCUGCCCGUCUUGCUGAGGAGCUGCGUCAGGAGCAAGACCAUGCCCAGCAUGCGGAGAAGGCUCGCCAGUCUGUCGAAGGACAACUGAAAGAUAUACAGGUACGUCUCGACGAGGCUGAAGCAAAUGUCUUAAAGGGCGGCAAGAAGAUGAUUGCCAAGCUGGAGCAGCGCAUUCGUGAGCUGGAGGGAGAGCUGAAUGCAGAACAACGCCGCCACAGUGAGGCCCAAAAGAGCUACCGCAAGGCUGAUCGUCGCGUAAAAGAGUUGAUGAUGCAGGUGGAAGAUGACAAAAAGAACCAGUCCCACCUCCAGGACAUGAUCGAAAAGCUGGGCAACAAGGCAAAGCUCUACAAGCGCCAGAUUGAGGAAGCUGAAGAGGUCGCCAACAUGAACCUGGCCAAGUACCGCAAGACACAAGCGGAGCUUGAGGAUACUCACGUAGCACUUGAAGAGGCAGAAGCAGCAGCAACCAAGAUGAGAGCCAUGGCCCGCGCUGGAGGAGCGACCUCCCGUCCUGCAAGAGGCGCAACCCGCCGCCCUGCCCUUGGAGAUGAAUAAGCCGAAAACGAAAAACCCUGAAGGAAUGAAUGAUUUGGAUUACGAACACAUAUCUUUGAUUGCCGUGCUGCAUAACUACUGUACAACCUACCCUCAAGUAAAGCCACCUAUGAUGUAUCAAAUCUACAUUGCAUCCAGCUGCCACGCCUCUUACUGACCGAUUACAAUAAAUGUGCACUCAUGACUGUCUUAUAUUCGGUUAAGAUUUAAAGGCCGAUCACAAGAUACUAGUUGUUAGAGUUCGGUAUUUUGUACAGUGGAUAUGUAAAAUAAAAUUACUUCUAGUAGGCUAUUAUAUCAAUCAUGCUAUAUAGAGCGUGUGUAGAACAAUGCAUGCCUGUGCUAGUGCUAGAUCUGACUAUAUAGCAAAACAUGAUGGCCGUAGAUAGUUACUGGAAUGCGCAAGUCACCGGCAUGUUUUCCAGGCAAGUGAAAGACAUAUAUCUCUCAUUUCUAUCCACUCGUCACUUCUUAGUCAGAUUGAGCUGAGUUUAGGUACCACAUUUACUGGCGGUGAUAGUAAGGGAUAGUAGAAAAAUAGACAUUAACGUGUUGAAAUAGGUCAAUAGACCACUAGCGAAAAGUGGGUGUGUAGUAAUGAAGACAUCUCAGGUUAAGGCGGUAGUAGUCAAGAAUUAACAUCUGGUAGCCAUUUGCUUUAAGCUCAUUACUCGAACGCUAUCGUUUUAUUGCCCCUCCAAUAAACUCUCUUUGUGUUAUUUUGAUUUGAAUAAAACUAGCUUCGUGAAUAUGAAACUUAA
This is a messenger RNA of Priapulus caudatus, 9248 nucleotides long. RefSeq names its product myosin heavy chain, muscle-like. Gene Ontology annotation, cellular component: myosin complex. Lineage: Eukaryota; Metazoa; Priapulida; Priapulimorpha; Priapulimorphida; Priapulidae. The coding region runs from base 1 to 8487 and encodes 2828 amino acids. Gene Ontology annotation, molecular function: ATP binding; actin filament binding; cytoskeletal motor activity. The transcript has 25 exons. The record is from RefSeq and is a predicted model, not a curated record.